Molecule: messenger RNA, 852 nt
Organism: Lactuca saligna
Lineage: Eukaryota; Viridiplantae; Streptophyta; Magnoliopsida; Asterales; Asteraceae
Source: the annotation of a GenBank genome assembly
AUGGAAACAAGUUGCAGAAAGAAAGAAGAAGAUGGCUUUCAUGUUCUUCAUAAAGUUCCUUCUGGAGAUGGUCCAUAUGUUAAAGCUAAAUACACUCAGAUUCAACUCAUUUUUGGAAUCCUUUUGAGUUGUGAUUUUUAUUUCGAACGAGCAAAAUUGAAGGAUUGGAUUUCGAAAAUGAUCAAAUAUCCCGCUGAAUCUGAGGAAAUUGAUCCUCGGUUCAUGAAAAAUCGCUUGUUUGAUAUACUGGUAGAAAAAGAUCCAGAGGGGGCAAUCGUAUGGUUUUGGAAGGCGAUAAAUGGAGGAGAUAGAGUGGAUAGUGCAUUAAAAGACAUGGUUGUUGUUAUGAAGCAGUUGGAUAGAACUGAAGAAGCCAUUGAAGCCAUUAAGUCCUUCAGAUGCAUUUGCUCCAAACAUUCGCAGCCAUCUCUUGAUAAUCUCCUGAUCGACUUAUACAAGAAAUGUGGUAGAUUCGAUGAAGAAAUAGGGUUAUUGAAGCAAAAGCUUAGGGUGAUUUAUAGAGGAGAAGCUUUUAAUGGAAAACCUACAAAAUCUGCUCGAUCCCAUGGCAAGAAAUUUCAAGUCUCUAUUAAACAAGAAACUGCAAAGAUUCUGCUUACAUCCAUUAUAGUGAUUAGAGAAUCCGAAAGAAGAAGAGGUCACACUGAUGCAACAUCACUUAUUAAAGUCAAUCUGGAAGCCAAAUCCCCCCAAGGAAAUAAUUCAGUAUGUCUGUUUAUAAAACUCACCUGUGUAACAACAAAGUCCACAGAAUCAACAAUAAAUGGUUCAUGUGGACCAUUUGGGAUUCCUGUUAUAACAUAUUGUUUCAACGGGAAAGAAGGGGUCUAA